Anguilla anguilla (European eel) is the source of this 810-nucleotide messenger RNA. RefSeq names its product transmembrane and death domain protein 1-like. The coding region runs from base 1 to 810 and encodes 269 amino acids. NCBI's taxonomy places the organism in Eukaryota, Metazoa, Chordata, Actinopteri, Anguilliformes, Anguillidae. The record is from RefSeq and is a predicted model, not a curated record. The transcript has 4 exons.
AUGCGAACCACAGGACUAUUUGCUCUUCUCUUCCUCUUCCUCCUCCCAUGCCUAGGGGAGGACACCGUGGCAGAGGACCUGGGCGUGCACCAGCUGGGCCGACUGGUGGAGCUGCUGACCCCCCGGGAGUGUGAGAACCUUCUCUCCGCCCUCUCCCACCCGGAGGACAGCGUCUUCCGGCAGCUGGAACGCCUCGCCCCAGGGAGCAACGACCUGGGUCUCCCGCCGCGGGUCCGUAGGGACACAGAGAUAGGGAAGAAUAUCAACCAGGACAAGGCCCUGAGCUUGCAGAAGUAUGUGGAGGAUUACCACAGGCGUGUGGAUACCAUGGGGUCCCCUCUGGUCCAGCCCGAAAUGGAGACAAUCCAGCUUGCUAGCCAGCAAGCAAUGAGACAAGUGAGAGACCUGACCUGGAGGGAUCUGGAGCUGGUGGUGGAGCGCCAGCAGCGCCCGCCCUACAACCGGCGCUUGGUGGACGGGGUCCUGCCCCUGGUGUACGGCAUCCUCCUGGGUUUCGUCGGCGCCUUGCUGGUGGGGGUGCUCGUGCUCCUCUUCGCCCUUCACUUAUCCCGGGCCGAUGGCGUCCUGCGGCUCUCCUGCAGGAGCCGGGCCAAGGCCCGGAGGCAGCGCCGCCCCAGCCCGGGGCGCUUCUCCUGCGACGUGACAUCAUCAGAGAGCGACACGCUGUCCUCCUAUGCAGCCCCUCUCCACCCCCGACGGCCUUCCGGGGGGAUCUGCGGCUUCUUCCCAGGGCGUGGCUUUGUCCAGCGCUUUUGGGGGCUGGUGAAACAGAAGCCAGGCCUAGCGUAG